GUGGCAUUUACGUGCAUGAUUUGCUGGCGGGUGGCACUAGAAAAGUAGGUCGAUCAGUAUUAAAUUUUGUUAAGGGGUGGUACUGGCUUCAAGCUACGGAGCCAAGAGCCGGAGUCCUAGUCAAGCAGCUUGCCCAAACACGGGGACAACCUCACCUCUAAAACCCCCACAAAUUCGCUGCUGGAACUUUCUUUGCUCUUUUUGUGAAAUUUUGAUUGCUCUGGAAUUCUGCCACUUUUAAGAUCUAAUUUUUUCACUGUUCAUUUUUCAUACAUUAUUUUUGUUUUGUAUUGUGAAGGAAGAAAUAAAAAAGAAGAGAAAAGAAAGCCUAUCCUGCAAACCCAUCUAGCAAUUGUCUGUCAAUAAUGACUUGCUGUUCCACAAACCCUAGCCGUGAUGAUCAUGGUGGCCACAACCAUGGAAGCGUUGGCGCCGCUGCCUGCUGUUCUGGAGGAGCACAGCAGACUGGGAACCGCUCUGCUGGUUGUGGAGGUGCGGAAAAGCCAUCACCUGCUGGUGAGGGUGACUUCGACCAGUGCUGCAAGGAUGCAAGUGCUGAACGAUGUGAUAAAAGCUGCAUUGAAGGUGUUGCAGCAUAUGAAUGCCAGAGGGCCUGUGAGAGUGAAGCAAGCAAUGCAUCCUCCUUCGAAGCAGGCAGAGAGCAUCUCAUGAGCGAGCAUGUCCACCAACAUGAUGAGGAGGGAAAGCAUACAAACUUGGCAUGCACCAACCACCUUCACGCGGCGUUUGAGCGGUACAACUCGUACCUGGAGUCCGCUCGCUGCAUCUGUCGCAGCGUCCUCAUGAACCAAAAGGAGCCAUGUUGUGCCAGACAGCCGUCGAAGCUCUCGCUCUUCGCAAAGAAAGGCUCCCGCUCUGCUCAUGACGAGAAAGACAAAUUGAUUUCUGCCGAGGAAACCCGCGGGUUGUUAACUUCCGACCAUGGCCACGGCCACGGCCACGGCCACGAUGAUGGAGAUUGCUGCGGAGAUAGCCAUGGAUUCGGGUCUUCUGGUAAUGCAAUCAUUGCUGGUGACCCCGUUGAUAUCGAAAAAGCCGCGGCACACGAACACGUCCUUCUUUCUGUCAGCGGCAUGACCUGCUCCGGCUGUGGGAACAAAAUGGCCAAGACUCUUCGAGAAACUCUCGGAGUGUUCAAUGUCCGUGUCAAUUUCGUGAUGGGAAGUGCCGACUUCGACUUGGAUACCACCGUCAUUCAGGUGGAAGAAUUAAUCCGCAGGGUCACAAGAGCAACCGGAUUCCAAUGUUCCCGACUCGCUAAUAGUGAUCAGUAUAUCGAUGUUUUGAUGGCCAAAGAAGCAAUCUCGGAGAUUUCAGCCAAUCCGCCACGCGGUGUUGUCGAUGUUUCUCCUCUUGGAAAAAAAGCAGCUCGGAUUACCUAUGAUCCCAUGGUGAUCGGAGCCAGGUCUCUGGUAGACUCUCUGGGUCAUUUUUCAAAGGGUCUCGCACCGCCCAAUUACCAAGAUCCUUCGGCAACGGCGGAGAGACGCAGGCUGAAUGACAUGUUGAUCAAGACAGUUGUUUCUGCCGUCUUCACUAUCCCUGUCGCUGUUCUUGCCUGGGGUCACACUCUUGUCCACGAUAAUGCCAAGGCAUACGUUUCCCUUGCGUUGGCCACGGUCGUUCAGGCCGUGGCUAUUCCCGAGUUUUAUAUCCCGGCCAUUUCCUCGUUGAUCUACAGCCGCACCAUUGAAAUGGACAUGCUGGUUGUCAUCAGUAUCACCGCUGCCUAUGUUUAUUCUGUCGUUGCAUUCGGAUUUGAUAUUGCCGGGAAGCCUCUUGAAACAGAGGAAUUUUUUGAAACUAGCACCCUCCUCAUCACCCUGGUCCUCUUUGGUCGACUGGUUGCCGCUUAUGCCCGCAGAAGAGCGGUUGCUGCUGUUUCUACCAGGUCUCUUCAACCUACCACUGCCAAUCUGCUUGAAGGGAAAGACCAUAGAGAGAUAGACGUCCGUCUUCUCCAAUUUGGGGACAGCUUUUUGGUCAUGCCUCAUACCAAGGUGCCAACUGAUGGCAAAAUCGUAGAGGGCGCCAGCGAGGUUGACGAAUCAAUGCUUACGGGCGAGAGUUUACCCGUUCACAAGUCUGUUGGCAUGCCCGUAAUUGCUGGUACCAUCAACGGCUCUGGAAUCCUUAAAUGUCGUUUGACACGUCUUCCCGGCAAGAACACCGUGACUGACAUUGCUGGAUUGGUAGAGGAAGCUUCAAACACCAAGCCAAGGGUUCAAAGUCUUGCAGAUAGGGUCGCUGGCUGGUUCGUUCCAAUUGUCUCCACGGUCGCAGCUAUUGUCCUUAUUGCGUGGGUGGUGGUUUGUGUCAAGGUUCGAAACGCAGCUGGUGGUGAUGCUGUCGGAACUGCGAUCACGUAUGCAAUUGCAGUAUUCGCUGUCUCAUGCCCUUGUGCCCUAGGCUUAGCUGUGCCGAUGGUUCUCGUCGUUGCCGGAGGUGUUGCGGCACGAGGCGGAGUUGUCAUCAAGUCGGGAGAUUCUACCGAGCGGGCUCAUAGCCUGACUGAUGUGGUCUUCGAUAAAACUGGAACCAUCACCACGGGCGAGCUGGACGUCUUGGCAGUAGAGGUACUAUCCGGGGAGCGACGUGAAAUUCUCUCCAUGGCCAAAGCCCUUGUUUCCGACAACAAGCACCCGGUUUCUGUUUCUGUUGCGAAAUAUUUGGAGAACGAAACUGCCGACCAGCGACUUGAAAACAUUCGCUCUGUUCCCGGGGCUGGCGUUGAGGCCACUUUGGAGCACGCUUCGUUGAAAGCCGGCAAUCCUCGUUGGUUGCGGGUCGAGCAACACCCCGCUGUUGUCAACGUCGUCCAACAAUGCAUGACUCCUCUAUGCUUGACUAUAAACGGUGAACUCGUCGCAGUGUUUGGCUUGAAGAGCAAUCUCCGAGCUGAAGUGAGAUCUGUCGUCGAGAAGCUUAGAGAUAGAAACAUCUCUAUGCACAUUGUUAGCGGUGACGAACACAAGGCCGUUGAAGAUGUUGCCGCGUCCGUUGGGAUUCCAAGGCAGAAUGUCGCUGCGCGUAAAACUCCAGCUGAAAAACGGGAUUACGUUAAGAGCCUCAUGGACCGGGGAAAAGUCGUUCUCUUCUGCGGUGACGGUACAAACGAUGCCGUUGCCAUUGCACAGGCGGAUGUUGGCGUCCAGAUUGGUUCUUCAUCCGACGUUACCCGUGCCACUGCCGAUGUCGUCCUGCUGUCCGGUUUGGAAGGCCUGAUCUUUCUUCUCGACGUAUCCACGGCAUCAUUCAGGCGUAUCGUUUUCAACUUCGUCUGGGCAGCGGUGUACAAUGUGUUCGCAAUCCUGCUUGCCGGUGGUGCGUUCGUGAAGGUGCGGAUUCCUCCCGCGUACGCUGGACUUGGUGAAAUUGUCAGUGUUCUGCCAGUGAUCAUUGCGGCCCUCAGCAUGGCGGGGAUGAAGCGAUCUCGUUUCGCCUAAUAGGCCAAAGACUUGACGCGAAAUUAUGGGACUGAUGUAGGGCAAGAUUGUAUGUAGAUUUGGGAAACCCUACAUAGAUUUAAGCACAUUCGAGCAUCGAAUAAAUAUUGACCUUGUUACCUCCAUAAAUCCUAGAAUUAGUUACUAAA
Coccidioides posadasii C735 delta SOWgp is the source of this 3616-nucleotide messenger RNA. RefSeq lists its product as uncharacterized. Gene Ontology annotation, cellular component: membrane. NCBI's taxonomy places the organism in Eukaryota, Fungi, Ascomycota, Eurotiomycetes, Onygenales, Onygenaceae. The record is from RefSeq and is a predicted model, not a curated record. Gene Ontology annotation, molecular function: ATP hydrolysis activity; ATP binding; ATPase-coupled monoatomic cation transmembrane transporter activity. Gene Ontology annotation, biological process: monoatomic cation transport.